GUUGUCCUAAACGCCGCGCUCUGAUUGGACAGACGACUAAACCAAAUAAAGGAUACAUAUGUAUAUAUAUAAAUAUAUAUAUGAACGCACCACCCCACCCCCCAAAUUAGAAGUAGAAGCACCAAGGAGAGCUGCUGUGCUUCCGAAACAAAGUGCUGUGCCGAGAACCUUAUUGUGGGGGAAAAAGUCUCGGAUUCAGAAGAAGAGCGAUUUCACGCCAGGGGGAAGCGAGUUUAUAACGACAGGAGCGCGAUAAGCAAGCAGCGCGAGGGAUGGCGCUCGAUUUUGCGGCGGGGUGUCUCGGAGGGGCAGCAGGAGUGCUUGUUGGACAUCCCUUCGAUACAGUCAAGGUACGCCUUCAGGUUCAGAGUGUGGACAAGCCUCUUUACCGAGGGACGUUCCACUGCUUUCAGUCCAUCGUGAGGCAGGAAUCGGUCCUGGGACUUUUUAAGGGGAUCGGCUCCCCCAUGAUGGGACUGACCUUCAUCAAUGCUAUUGUGUUUGGGGUGCAGGGCAAUGUUAUGCGCCGACUUGGCAAGGAUACGCCACAAAACCAAUUCCUUGCUGGCUCAGCUGCAGGAGCCAUCCAGUGUGUUGUCUGUUGUCCAAUGGAGUUGGCCAAGACGCGCAUGCAGCUGCAGGGUACGGGGGAAUACAAGUCCAAGAAGCGCCUCUACAAGAACUCGUUGGACUGCCUUGUGAGAAUCUACCAGAAGGAAGGAGUACGGGGCAUCAACCGCGGCAUGUUGACCACCCUUAUGCGUGAGACGCCAGCCUUCGGCAUCUACUUCCUCACCUAUGACUACCUGACCCGCUCUUUGGGCUGUGACCCAGAUGACUCUUACAUGAUUCCCAAACUGCUGUUUGCAGGGGGCAUGUCUGGCAUCGCAUCAUGGUUGUCCACUUACCCUGCGGACGUGAUCAAGUCCCGGCUUCAGGCAGACGGGGUGGGUGGGGUGAACCAAUACAAAGGGAUCAUGGACUGUGUCCAACAAAGCCUCGCCAAAGAAGGCUGGCGAGUGUUCACGCGGGGACUGACGUCCACCCUCCUCCGAGCCUUUCCAGUUAACGCAGCCACAUUUGCCACUGUUACGCUCUUCCUCAUGUACAUGAGAGCUGAAGAAGGCGGCGUGAAGGAGUGUGAGGCCUCCCCCACAAUGCAGCAGCCCUCUAGUUUGUGAAUGGCACAGCUCGUUUUAUUAAGGAGUCUAUUUUUAUAAGCGAGGUAUCCAUGUAAAUAGGUCCCGUUUUUACGGCACUCGUGAGAUUGCAUAUAUUUAGUUUUUCUCUCUCAUUUUGGCCUUAUUUGCAAAAACUAGAAUUCCGUGUUCAUGUAAGCUCUUUGCAGUUGGGAAUGUCUUCUGUAAAUAUGAUCCGUUUUAUUCUUCUGCAACACAUUUUAAUCGACAGCUGGUGAAAGUCACCUAUGAGGUGUGCUCCACUUGCUUCUGUACAGGGGCUUUUUUAUUUUUAUUAAGCCCAUUUUUCGGACUGUCAUUCUGAGCUGCUAUUUUUUUUUUUUUAACUCUUCUGGAGUUAAUGGUUAACUCCAAAAACGUUUUAAACAAGUUAUAUUUUUAUCUUCCAUAUUUAUGUGUUAUGUGGAUGCAAAAAGGAAAAUACAAAGCACACUUUCGCAAAGAGUCUGAAGCAAUACAAGUCUCGGCAGAGAGACUGGCUUAGCUGGCAGGGCCAGCCAGACCACCAUGAAUUCACGUGGACAUAGCUUGGGGUGGUGCACUGGAGUGAUAAGGGUGCCAUUUAAGACGAGCAGAGAGGACGGCAGAGUGACUCGAACUGAGGGCGUCCUUCUCCCCCAAUUUUUACAUUUUUGUUAUUGUGUAAGAGGAUGGCACUGCUAAAAAUGAAAGGACAACUCCUGGAAGCAGCAGCCCGUACGUACCCUUCCACUGUCCACCAGUCGCCAUUCCCUACGUAGUACUGCAGCACACCAGGACUCAAAACCGUUUAUAGAGGAGAAGUUCCUAUUAUUGUGUUAUGUUGAUCAGAUUUUGAGUUAUUUUGACCGAAACCAUAUGGUCAAAGCUUAUCAAUGGUUCAAAAGAACCUUUUGACCAAGAGAAUAGUUUGAUGCUGUAUAUUUUAUUUUUAUGAAGAACAAAAACACACCGUCAAAAGGAAGGUCUGUUGCAUCUUCCACUCUUUAAAGUGAAGAAAGUAAUGAAUGGAGAUGUUGGCUGUUCUCCAUGGUGAGGUGAGUGUGGUCAGCAAGGUGGUCCGACGGGACUUUAAAGCUAAGUAUUUUAUAUUGGCGGUGUGAGGUAGGAUGGAGGUGCAAGCAAACAAUCCAGUAUUGUGUGUUUCUACAAUUACCAAAUAUGUACUGCAUUGUUCUGAACCUGUGUACCAAAGUAUUGUAUAUGACUGGAAACAAAGGAAGAAAUAAAAUAUUAAGGUAUUGAAA
Erpetoichthys calabaricus (reedfish) is the source of this 2425-nucleotide messenger RNA. RefSeq names its product mitochondrial basic amino acids transporter. The coding region runs from base 273 to 1181 and encodes 302 amino acids. Gene Ontology annotation, cellular component: mitochondrion. Lineage: Eukaryota; Metazoa; Chordata; Cladistia; Polypteriformes; Polypteridae. Gene Ontology annotation, biological process: mitochondrial L-ornithine transmembrane transport. The transcript is spliced from 4 exons. Gene Ontology annotation, molecular function: high-affinity L-arginine transmembrane transporter activity. The record is from RefSeq and is a predicted model, not a curated record.